AUGGCGAAUCGUUUUGCAGCUCAAACUGAACAACGUGGUAUGAAUACAGUAAAAACAACAGCUACACAUAAUGCUUCACGUGAUGAUGCACAUGGAUCAAAUGUUGGUGCUAGCCAUUUAUCAGCUAUUGCGGCAACAGCAGCAGCAACAACUGUUCCUCAACGUCGUCCAUCACAAGAAAGUAUACCACCAAAUAUGCUUCGGCGUUUAUCAAUGUCAGGUGGUCGAAAAUCUUCAAUGUUUCUUCCAUCAGGUCAACCUCGACCAAAUACAUACCGUAUGGAACCAGAUACUGAAUAUCGUUUUCGUCCAUAUAAACUUCAAUCGAAAAUCUAUGAAGUUUUAGUUGAACAAAUGAAAGAUCAAAAAUAUAAUCCAGCAACUGUAAAUGAUCUUGUUAAAAAUGUUUCACGUAGUGUUCAUCAAUUAAUGAAAAAUUUUCAAUUACCAAGAUAUAAAUUAAUUAUGCAAACGGCUAUUUCACAAAAAUAUGAUCAACUUGUACGUAUUGCAUCACGAUGUUUAUGGGAUCCAAAAACAGAUAAUAUGCUAUCGGUUAAUUAUGAAACAAAAGAUAUGAUUGCUAUUGUUACUGUUUAUGCUGUAUAUUGUGAAUAA
Messenger RNA from Adineta steineri, 618 nucleotides. Lineage: Eukaryota; Metazoa; Rotifera; Eurotatoria; Adinetida; Adinetidae. The record is from the annotation of a GenBank genome assembly.